This is a messenger RNA of Umbelopsis ramanniana AG, 4912 nucleotides long. RefSeq lists its product as uncharacterized. Bases 13 to 4854 code for a protein of 1613 amino acids. Lineage: Eukaryota; Fungi; Mucoromycota; Umbelopsidomycetes; Umbelopsidales; Umbelopsidaceae. Gene Ontology annotation, molecular function: UDP-glucose:glycoprotein glucosyltransferase activity. Gene Ontology annotation, cellular component: endoplasmic reticulum. The record is from RefSeq and is a predicted model, not a curated record. The transcript is spliced from 18 exons.
GCCGCUACUGCAAUGUGUCGAAGGAACAUUGAAGCGGUCCUUGAAAUUGGCAACUCGCCAAAUCUUACGACACGCCACUCCUUCUUUGUACAGUACACGCUUGCAGAAAGAAUGGUUAGAUUAAGUCUGCUGUCCGUUUGCACGGCAGCUAUCUUGAACUACGCAUUUGCAAGCGAGACUUCACCUCCAGUUCAAGUGGAGGUACAAGCUCCUUGGACCGCGCCCAAUCUUGGACUCGAGAUCUUAGAAUAUGUGUCGGCUGAGAAUAGCUCUGCUUACUUUCCCUUCCUAUCUGAUCUGGUUGAGUUGGCUCCAAACUUAAAAAGCACUCAGCAUAUGUACACAGAGCUCCUAAACAUCAUACAGCAAAAGCACUACCUCAAACCUGACUUGAUGGAUAUUACGAAACUGGCAUUGUCAAUGAGAUCCACAGCCCCCAAAGUGGAAGCGUAUCAUCACUACUACUCCAAUGUUGUCGUUCCCAGAAUGAAUAAUACCGCCAACAUAGCCUUUGACGAGAAAUGUGAGAGCUGGGUGGAAUUUGACGGACAGCAAUUCUGUGGUUCACAAAAGCUUCAGAAAGCAAUCAGUUCCAACAAGAAAAAGGACCUGCAUGAUCAUUCUGUUCUUACCUUUGACCAUAUCUUUACGAGCUCGAGCUCAGAAGCUGGGACUGCUAUCUUGUAUGGUGAUGUCAUGUCGACGGCAUUCUCUGACCUCCACAACAUCCUUUACAAGGCUGCUCAGGAAGACAAAAUCACAUACAUCAUUCGUUAUAAGCCUGGCAGCAAUGUAAACGACACAGUUGUAUUGUCUGGUUACGGAAUUGAAUUGGCACUCAAGAAUACUGACUACUUGGUCAUCGAUGAUCGCGACGUGAGUGCCAAAGAGGAGACGAAUGGUAUUAGACAGAAGCUAGCCAACUUUGGAAAACAAAUCGAAGAAAAUCUUUUUGGCGUUGAGAAGGUUACUAUGGAACCCUUGAUCGCUGGUCAAAUCAAAGAUCUUGGUAUUAAGGCAGCGGAGUUCAUUCUCGACAGCAAGGACGCCUUAUCCACAUUGAAGCAACUCUCACAGGAUUUCCCGAAAUAUGCCAAUAGCCUUACUGAGGUUGAGGUCAACCAAACCUUACUCAAGGAAAUUUCUUCAAAUCAAGCCUUUGGCGUACGACCAGGAAUGAACGCGAUGUGGCUCAAUGGUAUCAGCUUGGAUGCGGAUCAAAUUGACCCUUACACACUAUUGACCUCAUUGAAGAAGGAACGAGUUCUUGUUCAAGCCUUGAUUGACAUUGGGCUCUCCCCGGCUGAUGCCAUUACACUGCUUACCCACCCUGCACUUGCCAGUCAAAAAAAUAACAAUGAAGAGGCUGACGAUGUCUUUGAUGUUCGUGACGAUUCGGAUGAUGAAAACAUCGUCAUUUGGUGGAAUGAUAUUGAAAACGAUGAUCGGUACUCUGAUUGGCCGGAUGAUAUUUUCGAUCUUUUGAAGCCUACUUACCCUGGUCAAUUACGUACUAUUCGUAAAAACAUUUUUAAUGUACUCUUUACCGUUGAUCUAUCGCAACCCAACUGGGCUGCAACCAUCGGUGGAUCUGUGCAAGAUAUGAUUAAGAAAGGCUAUCCUAUUAGAUUUGGUGUUGUUCCCAAAUUCGGAAGUCACAGAGAAAGCUCAGAAACAUCGAUGGCUCUUUGCGUACACUAUUUUAAGGAAGAACAUGGGGCAGCAGCUGCAAUACAAUUUAUGAAUGAGGCUCUUCAAAUUGCUCAUGGCAAAGAAGAGAAGCAAUUUAGUCUCGAUACCGUGAAAGCCGCCUUUGAUGCCACAUCAGAGAGCGUAUUCAGCGACGAAAAUCAAAAAACGUUUGAUCAAGUCAUUCAUGGAUUUGAUGAAUAUAUUGAAGACACUACCAAAUAUCAAAGACGACUUUCUGUUUACGAUAACAGUGACCAAGCAGUCUUCAUCAAUGGCAAAUUGUUUUUGAUAGCCGAAGAUCAGCCAUGGAUGCAAAUUUUGAAUAUGGGACUGGGCCAACAAAUGCAAGACAUCGCUCGUCAAAUCUAUUAUGGUGAUAUCAAAGGAGAUACCGAUGUAUAUGAGCACGUUCUGACACAGCCCAACGUUCAGAAAAGACGCAGUGCUUUUAUUGUUGAAUCAGAAUUGAAUCCCCUCAAUACACUUCCAUUGGAAAAAAUCGAUUAUCCUCUUCAGAAUUUGCAUUACCUACACCGAGAUCAAACACCUGAAGCUGCUAGUACCUCCAUCUGGGUUAUUGCGAACUUGGACGAUGCUGACGGCGUUAAACUCGUGCAAACUGCUUUAGAAGCUGCUGCUGCUAAUCCAGCGGUGCGAGUAACCAUCAUGCAUAACCCUAACCUUAGUGCAAGUGCAAAGUUGACGGAUCCGGAUACGGGAGUUAAACUUUCCAAUGUUAUUUAUCAAGCUCUUUACGAUGCAGACAUUUCAGUCGACGAUCUCAAAAGUACUUUUGAUGCUGCUCUCAAGACUGAAGGCCAUGUUGGUUUGGUGGAUCAGAUCAAGGCAUUCUCUGCUGGGUCUCCUAUUGUUGAGAUGAUUACCGGAGGACAUGCAAAGGAUUGGAGCAAGCUAUUUAGCAAACUGAGCGAUGCUGGUCUUCAACGAGACUUCCAAGGCGUGGUUAUCAACGGCAGAAUCGUCGGCCAUGGCAUCACCUUUACGAAUGAUGACUUUAAGUUAUUGGUAGAGCACGAGACAAAGAGACGUAUUGGUCCCGUCACCCGCGCCUAUCAAGAGAUUCAAAUCGAUGCAAACCUUCAUUCUGAUGAACAGUACGAUCAACAGAAGAACUUGGACCCCGAUAUGGUUAUGCUGCUUACUUCUCUCAUUAGCCGAGCAAGUCAAUUUAGCGAUUUUACUAUCUUCGUACAGCACCAAGGAGAAUCCCGAAACCGUAUUUACCAGAAGUUGAAUGGAGAACACUGCAGAAUUGUUUCAGGAGAUAUCUCCACGGCCAAAUACCAAGUUGGGGUCAUCUUGGAUCCAGCCAGUGAAAAUGCACAAAAAUGGUCAGCCAUUCUUGAGGUUUUGGCAAAGAUCGAAGACAUAUAUCUGGAAAUUUACUUGAACCCCUCUCUUAACUUGGAGCAACUCCCAUUGAAACGAUUCUAUCGAUAUGUCUUGGAUAGUGAAUUGCACUUUGAUGAAAACGGCGAUUUGGAGCAUCCUACCGCUUACUUUGCCAACCUUCCAGAAGAUCCUCUUUAUACUCUUGGUACCGAAGAGAUCAAGUCCUGGCAUAUUACACCGAAGGUUGCCAAUUACGAUCUUGAUAACAUCUUACUCAAAGCCAUUGAUAAAUCCCAUAGAGAAAGCGGUGUUACGGCUGUUUUUGAACUCGAAUACAUCCUUGUUGAGGGCCACUGCCGUGAUAUGAGCAGUCAAGGCCCACCCCGUGGACUUCAAUUUGUAAUGGGCUCUGCAACCGCAGCCAACAUGACGGAUACUAUUGUCAUGGCCAACCUUGGUUACUUCCAGCUCAAAGCGAGUCCCGGUGUCUGGUUACUCUCUAUCAGAGAGGGUCGUUCAAAGGAAGUAUAUGAACUUGAGAGUGUCGGUAACGAAGGCUGGAACAGUCCCUCUAUCCAAGAUUCUGGUAAUAGCAUUGAUCUUCUGACUUUCCAAGGUGCCACCAUAUAUCCACGUGUAAGAAAAUACGAGGGCAAGGAGAGGGAAGAUGUUUUGGAACCGACUAGCGACACAACGGCUCCGUCUCAUGGAAAAGAAGAUGGAACCUGGGCAUCAUGGAAGAGCAAGAUCUUCAAAAGCAAAACAACUGAACAGCAGAGCGUUAGUGAUACUGUUCAUGCAGAAAUCAACAUUUUUUCUGUUGCCUCUGGUCAUCUGUACGAACGCUUUUUGUCCAUUAUGAUUCUCUCCGUUCUUGAGCACACUGAAAGUACUGUUAAAUUCUGGUUCAUUGAAAACUUUUUAUCUCCCAAGUUUAAGGACUUGAUUCCAGAAAUGGCAGAGGAAUUCGGAUUCAGAUACGAAUUUGUUACCUACAAGUGGCCAUCUUGGCUCAGAAGCCAAACCGAACGACAGAGAACAAUUUGGGGCUACAAAAUAUUGUUCUUAGAUGUGCUUUUCCCAUUGAACUUGGAUAAGGUUAUUUUCGUCGAUGCUGAUCAGAUUGUGAGAACUGAUCUUAAGGAACUUGUGGAUAUGGACCUCAAGGGAGCCCCAUAUGGCUAUACACCUUUCUGCGAUGAUAGACGAGAGAUGGACGGCUUCCGCUUCUGGAAGCAAGGAUACUGGAAGGAAUUUUUGCAAGAAAAGCCAUAUCAUAUCAGCGCUUUGUAUGUCGUUGAUCUAGUUCGCUUCAGACAAUUGGCAGCAGGAGACCGUCUUCGUGCCCAGUACCAACAGCUUAGCGCUGAUCCAAAUUCUUUGGCCAACUUGGACCAGGAUCUCCCAAAUAACAUGCAACACGACGUCCCCAUUUUCUCUUUACCUCAAGAAUGGCUUUGGUGCGAGACAUGGUGCAGCGACGAGAGCUUGAAGAAAGCCAAAACAAUUGAUUUGUGUAACAACCCAUUGACAAAGGAACCGAAACUAGAUAGAGCUCGCCGACAAGUCCCAGAAUGGGAAAAAUACGACAAUGAAGUGGCAGACUUCCAAAAGAGGUUGAACAAGAAGAAGUCUACUGAUAAAGACGAUUCUGAUGCUUCUGAAUCCACAAAAGAAACCAUGGUAAUGCAAGAGCAACAACCAGCAUUCACUAUGGACCCCGCGGAUUUGGUGGAAGCUUUGGAUGCUAUGGGAGACCAACAGCAGCCAGCUUCACAGCAAGGAGCAGAGUUUAGAGAUGAGCUCUAAUCAUACCUCAAAAAUAAAGCAUAUUUGAAUCAUGCCACCCAUGGCCAUUUUAAAGUUA